Dalotia coriaria is the source of this 5696-nucleotide messenger RNA. It is a transcript of the gene Dop1R2, whose product is annotated as dopamine receptor 2. The transcript is spliced from 5 exons. Gene Ontology annotation, molecular function: adrenergic receptor activity. NCBI's taxonomy places the organism in Eukaryota, Metazoa, Arthropoda, Insecta, Coleoptera, Staphylinidae. Gene Ontology annotation, biological process: adenylate cyclase-activating adrenergic receptor signaling pathway. The record is from RefSeq and is a predicted model, not a curated record. Gene Ontology annotation, cellular component: plasma membrane. Bases 465 to 1715 code for a protein of 416 amino acids.
ACUGUUUCGGAUACGAUUUUGAAACGGCGGGACAAUCUUGAGCCGCGAAAUUAAACAUCACCAACUUAAUCUAAUCCUUCAUCUAACCACAAUCAAAAUAUGUAAUUAAAUUUUAAAUAUAAUAAUCAUUAACUUAGAAAAUAAAUCACAGAGUAAAUUAAUUAAUUAAAAAACAAAAUAAUUAAAUAAAAAUACAAAUGAAUUAAAGUUUUCUAUGCGAAAAUGUCAACAAAAUAAACGCGGUUAUUGUGCGGUCGAUCGCGAUUGCCGAGCGUUUGUUUUUGUUGAAUUAUUUCAUUUUGUUCGCAAUGCCGCUGCGCAACUGGUUAUUGCCCGUGAAGCAAAAGUGAUUUGAUUAGAAGAUUAAAUAUUUAAUACGCCUGCAAACAUUAACACGCACGUUGUUCAAACGUAAAGUAAUCAUACACUUUCAAACUAAUAAUGCUGCAAAGCCAACAAUCAACAUGAACGCCACCGAAUUGUACUACUUCUCCGGUCUGGAGGUAAACAGCAGCCUGGAAGUGAACUGGACCAACGUUUCAAAUCCUGAAAGAGACGCAUGGGAGCACUGGAGUUCCCUGGUGCAGGACCGCGCGGUGGUUGUGUCACUUUUACUCGCAUUCUCAAUGGCGACCGUGUUCGGUAACAUGCUAGUGAUAAUGGCGGUAGUGCGCGAAAGAUACCUGCACACGGCGACGAACUAUUUCAUCACUUCGCUGGCAACAGCGGAUUGUUUGGUCGGACUUGUUGUGAUGCCCUUCAGCGCGCUGUAUGAAGUAUUAGAACACACGUGGUUCUUUGGACCGGAUUGGUGUGAUAUCUGGCGGUCGUUGGAUGUGCUUUUCAGCACCGCCUCGAUUCUGAAUCUUUGCGUAAUCAGCCUGGACCGAUACUGGGCUAUCACCGACCCCAUUACCUAUCCGAUGCGGAUGACGCGGAUACGCGCCGCGUGUCUCAUCGCCGCCGUCUGGGUGUGCUCCUCGGCGAUCUCGUUUCCGGCGAUUGCGUGGUGGCGCGCCGUGCGCACCGAACCGAUACCGGCAUACAAGUGCCCUUUUACGGAACACCUCGGUUAUCUGAUAUUCUCGUCGACCAUCUCGUUUUACCUGCCGCUGUUCGUGAUGGUCUUCACCUACUAUCGGAUUUAUCGUGCUGCUGUCGAACAGACGAAAUCACUCCGCUUAGGCACCAAGCAGGUGCUCCUGGGGGCUGGUAAUCUUGAGCUGACGCUGCGCAUUCAUCGCGGGGGUGCGUGCAACAACGAGUCGCGGUUGUACGCGCAGGAAGACGAGCCACUCACGGCGCUUGCGAACAAUGGAUUAGCACGAAUGGCAUCCACCCGCCUGGGUCCACACAACAAGGCUUUCUCGCUCAGCCGUAAGUUGGCCAAGUUUGCCAAGGAGAAAAAAGCGGCGAAGACACUGGGCAUCGUGAUGGGUGUUUUCAUUGUCUGCUGGUUGCCGUUCUUUGUCGUCAAUUUGCUGAGUGGUUUCUGCAUCGAAUGCAUCUGGCACGAGGAGAUUGUGUUGGCGAUCGUCACGUGGCUCGGCUGGAUCAACUCGAGCAUGAAUCCAGUUAUUUAUGCUUGCUGGAGUCGAGAUUUUCGAAGAGCUUUCCUGCGCAUCCUGUGCGUAUGCUGUCCGCGAUCCAUCCGCAGACGUUAUCAGCCGGCCUUCAGGACUAAAGCUAGUCAGCCUGCGGAGACAUGGUCUUAAGAGUAUCUCAUCGAGCCGUUAUUACUCGUCCUACAAUUUGCGGCACAACUCUUGCGAGCAGACAUACAUUUAGCAAACGGCCCCGCCUCGGCCUACUAACAUCGCGUCCAAUCUACCUUUCACCCGAUCGACGUCGCUUUUCUAUUUUUAAAUAUAAAAUAUGUAGUUUCAAACACCACCCACACACACACACACAUGCUUAAAACAUACGCCCCCGCAACUAAAAACUUCCAACCACACAUCAAAUGAUUAGGUGCGAAGGUAAUAAUUUUCGAAAAACUUGUUCCGACCAAUAAAAUCAAUAGAUUCAGAUUUGCGUCAGUGCUACGGUUAAAAUUUGAGUUCCGAGACAUAACCUCAAUACACAUCUAUACAUUUACACGCAAAAUCUCAAUAUGUCGACGCGUAACAGCUGCAGAAGGUAAAUUUCACCCUCCUCCGAUUGUGAUAUUCUUCUCUGGUUGUUUCUUGCAUUUAUUGUUUUGGUGAAUGUAACAAAAUGAGUUUUUCUGCCUGCACCAUCACUGCCCCCGUUUUUGACUGUGAGCACUUAACUGAAAUCUAAAGGCAUGUCGUGAUUUUAAAUGUGAAAUAAACGAACAACAAACACUCGACGAGUGGAGCGACUGAAGCGAUGCACGAAAUACGCAUCACUUCGAAUUCUAAAGGGCGCCGAGCGACGAUGCCGCGGUUGUAUAAAUUAUAGACUCGAAGCACUUUCAAUAAACCGGAAACGCACGGUUGCCCUCGAAUACCUAAUACACUUUCAAUGCGUAUCCUUUCGGAUGCGUUCACUGAAACACACCUUCGACAGCGGACCGCCUACGAAAACCGUCGCAAACUCAACCGGUAGAUAUUUACCUGAAUUCCGAAAGUUACGAUUUUAUACCUACAGUCUUCCAAUAUAGAUAAAUUGAUUGAAUUAAUCAAUAAACAAGAAAAUUAUAUUAUAUUAAAAUCAUUUGUAUGAUUAAAUUUAGUUUUUUUACGAAAAUAACCAAAAAUAAAUUUGGAGCAUUCAGUAUAGUGAAUAUAGCGCAGAAAUGUGUUUCCGCUUUGUAAAUCUUUCUUUAUUAGGGCCCAUUUAUUAGCAUCCGAGCGAAUAAAAGCCGCUUCGCAAGGUGUUUCCCAUAACACAACACCGCCAAAGUAUCUCCGUGCUACUGCAUGGUUUAAAUAAGGAGUAUAUAUAUAUUUAUUUCCUAUCUGGAUAAUCUCACAAUAUCAGCUCCAUUCUUCUGAUAAUGUGCGAAAUAUUUACAAACAGUGUUUGGUAUUAUUAUGUUAAGCUUUCACAACAAGUGAAAAGCUUGCCGCAUUAGUAUGUUUUUGAUAUUACCACAAAACAUUACAAUAUUCACCAUUUGGUAUUUUUGUUGUGAAUAAAACACCGAAAUGUUGAUUAUUAUUCAUAAAGAAUUCAUUAUUCUAUCUAUAAAUAAUAAAUAAAGCUUAUUAUAAUCCAUAAAUUGAAAAGUAUAGGUUAGGAGUGGAAAAUAAUUUUGUGGAUGAGGUUAUGUUCUUUGACAACAGAUUUAAUUUAAUUUUUAAAAUAUUUUCCGAUAAAAAUACGUUUUUUGUUCUCUCAGACAUCAAACGCAUAUAUUUUUCGAUUUGUGUCACCAUUGUUGUCAGCAUAGUUUUCCGCGAGUUGUGCCGAAAUUCGAAAGACGCUAUCAGGAAAAAGUCAUUCCAUUUACAGUUUCGCGCCGCUGUUUCAUGCGGCUAUCGUUAACUCCAGCUUACCGAAAAAGAAAUCACCAUUGUACCGUCGUCGCCCGAAAGGCACUUGCGAUCGCACAGGCAGGAGAGGCAGGACGCGCAGACAUUGAAAUCCUCGUUUUAUUACGCUGAUUGGAGCCGAGAACUGGAAGGAAAUGUAUAGAGCCUGUAUAAAAGCGGCAGAUAUGAGUUUCUUUUAUAGGUGCAUCCUGGCGCGAAUUCAACACGGGUGUGAACAAGUCCCGACGUAUUGAAAAUGAAGAAAAAAGUUAAUUUCAUUAAAAAUAUAUAGAAAACCAAUUACCUUGGACUUUUCUCAAUUUAAAAUUAAUAUUAAAUUCAGUAAAUGAAAUCCCUACACAUGAUAUUUACCCUCAAUCAAUAUCAUUAUGGGCACAUAAAGCGAAUUAAUUAUUCUACACUAAAUAUUUGAGUGUAGAUAUUAUUUUAACCCUCGCCCAAAGUAUCGCCAUGCAGUACCAUCGAUAGUUCUCAUGGGACUAGCAAAAACAAACAUUCCCUCUGGCAUUCGACGGCAAUCAACCACCAAAACCAACAGAAAUAAGCCAGGCAUGAUCGUCGUCCUGAUGACCCCCUUCUCUGUUUGCAAACCGAGCAACCCCAUAUGUGUGAUAUGAAUGUGUAUUUGUAAUCUUUGCCCCUCAAAUAUCGUUCUGUAUUUAUAUUUCCAUUUGAUGAAGUACGUGCGUGUUUUUCACAACACUUCGAUUGUUUCUCAAUACGCGCUUUGUUUUUGCAGUAUUUCAACUCGCAUCACCACGUGAUGGAACCCACUCCCAGUAAUACCAGUUAUUCUUCGGUGAGUGGUCAACAGCAUGAGUUAUACACGUUGUGACGACAUCGCCGCCGCUCUCCAAGCCGCCAGCCGCACAAGAGUACAUCACCGCAUGGCGAUUCAGCGGAGUCACCGACAGGAACCAGCGGAACCAGCGCGGGGGCCGUGCCCUGCCCGCCGUCCGCCAUCAAGAAGGCAGGCGAUAGCAAUAAGAAAACAACGCACAGGGUCAUUAUACGUUCAUGUUCGCCCACGCCGGGCACGAUAAGAAUGUCCUAAGAAUCUGAAUAUGUAUUUUCAAGACUGUCAGCCAUUUUUUUUGUUCCGGAACACAUGAAAAGAAACAAAGCGUGGCUAUAAUAAGUGUUUUACGAUGACAUUGCAAAUGUGGCGCUCAACCGUAGUCACCACAGACGCAUCAAUCACUAAAUGUUAUAUUAAAUCUCCGGAUACUCCAAUGUGAAAUAUGUAAAUAGCAUCCUGCAAUAUUCAUGUGCUUGUGUACUUAAACUCUACAAAACUAUAAAACUAGUGCCUUUAUGUAAAUAGAUUUUUCUUCGAGAUAGCGAACCAGAAACUUACUACGCCUUCAGACUUCUCUGAUAAAUGUUCCACUAUCCGAACUCGAUAGAAUUAAGAACAUAAAGUUGAGAUUAUUUUUUAAAAAUUAAUCAAAAUUAUUUACUUGUGUUUAACGCGAUAGAGAUUAUCCUUAAAAUAAAUUUCGCACAUGAUUCAGCUACAAAUUUAUACAUUUAUCUGUGAUAAUAUAAUAUUUAGUUGAAAACUGAAUAGAGAAUAACUUUUCCUAUUAUCCAAUAAAUACGUUAAAACUAAUUUAAUAUGAAUUCUCAUCUUAAGAUGUACAUAUAAUAUACACUUCAUUGAAUGUAUCUUUGUGUGUAUUUUUUAUAACUAUGUACCAAAGACAGAUCAAUCUAUUCUGAACGAUGUAUUGUCACUAACUGUAAGUGUAAGACCUAAGUGUACAUAUGAGUAUAACCCAAAUAUGAGAACGCAUAAGCACAUAAGUAAAUACUUUGGGGAAAGGUACGUUUAACCAAUUUAGCUAAUGAUAACUACGAUGUUUGAAUACUGUAUAAAUUAAUAUACAUACACAAAAGGGUAUUACACGUGUAAGAAUGAUUUUUAUAAACGUUACUCAAGUCGCAACAAUCCUUAUCGUUACUCAAUCAUCAUAUGAAUGCCAGAAUUACGCAUAAUACAAGCUGGAGUAUUAAAACUCUGCGUUUUUAAUUGCUGCCAGCUUGUAUUAUGCCUAUGACAUAGAUUAAGAGAGAAACUUGAAGAUGAUGCAAUCAAUUUAAAAUAUAUGUCAAGUAAACAAGAUACUUCAAAAGGUAUCAUUAAAUAGACAUCUUUUUAAUGUAACUCUUUACUGUGAAAUUUAUCAAUGUGUUAAAAACAAAACGUGGAAGAAAAUAAUAUACUAAUGAAAAUCA